Raphanus sativus (radish) is the source of this 2376-nucleotide messenger RNA. RefSeq names its product topless-related protein 1. Gene Ontology annotation, molecular function: protein binding. The transcript has 17 exons. The record is from RefSeq and is a predicted model, not a curated record. The coding region runs from base 345 to 2276 and encodes 643 amino acids. Gene Ontology annotation, biological process: regulation of DNA-templated transcription. NCBI's taxonomy places the organism in Eukaryota, Viridiplantae, Streptophyta, Magnoliopsida, Brassicales, Brassicaceae.
UUUGCUUGAAUCACAAUGGGAGAAAUGGCUGCUCAGAUUCCGACGAAUUUCGGCCACGAGCUCAGGGCUUGUCUUCGAUGCUGCCUCGUCAAAACCUACGAUCAGUCUAGCGAUUCUGGGUGCGGGAACUCUCCUUUCUUCAAGAUAGACAAGGAUCCUGAGCAUGUCGUCGAUGUUACUACCACCCCUAAUUUCAACGGAUCGUCACCCGCACUGGCAUCUAAAAAGAAGAUAAACGAACUCUCUCUGCUCUCUACUCGCUCUCGCUCUUGCUCGCGUUUUACAGAUUCUUCGAUCGGCGAAACCUAUCCAUCAUCUAAUCUCUGCAGAGCUGCUGUGCAGUAAUGGCUAGUCUCGAGAAGGAUCUUAUGUUCUUGAUUCUUCAAUUUCUCGGUGAAAAGAAGCACACGGAAACUGUUCACAGAUUGGAAUCGGAGUCUGGUUGUUACUUCAACAUGCGUUACUUUGAGGAACUUGCGACUCAAGGCAAGUGGGACGAAAUGGAGAAGUAUCUUUCUGGAUUCACCAAGAUCGAGGAUAACCUAGAGUCCACGCAGAUCUUCUUUCAAAUCCGAAAGCAUAAGUAUCUCGAAGCGUUAGAUAAGCGUGAUCAUGCUAAAGCCUUGGACAUAUUACGCAAGGAUCUGAAGGUGUUUGAAUUAGAUCUCUUCAAGGAAAUGUCACUGCUUUUGACAAUGGAUGACUUUAGAGCCAAUCCGAUACUCUCCACGUACGGGGAUACAACGUCGGCAAGGGGUCAUCUGUUCCGUGAAUUAGAGAAACUGAUAGAGGCUAAUCCACUUCUCCGCGACAAACUUCAGUUUCCUGUUUUGGCGGCUUCAAGGCUGCGUACUCUAAUCGACCAAAGUUUAAACUGGCAGCAUCAUCUAUGUAAGAAUCCUAUGCCAAAUCCUGACAUCGCAACUCUGUUUGUGGACCAUACUUGCGACCAACCGAUUGCUGAGCAAGCUUCAUCCCCUGCUAUAACUCAUUUCAUGGGUGGUGUUCCCAAUAUUACAGGGUUUCCCCCGAUGUCACCUCAUGUUGUUCCUGGAAGUGCAAAUGCAGGAAUAACUACGGCAGAUCAAGCUACCUCUUUGGCAGCUAGGAAGAAAAACGGAGUGCUAACUCUGGCUGAUGGGAAGUCCAGAACCUCUAAUGUUUCAAGUGAAGGACCUACACCCUGGAAAGUUACAGAGAUUACAGAGCCAUCUCAGUGCUACUCCUUGAGGCUCCCCGACAACGUGACAGACACGAAGGUUUCCAGAUUAAUCUACACAAAUUCUGGAUCUGGAGUAUUAGCCUUGGCAUCUAAUGCAGAGCACAAGUUGUGGAAAUGGCAGAAAAGCGAUGAUAAUUUGACUGGAAAGGCAACGGCUAAUGCACAUCCAGUAUUACGGAAACCUAAAAGUGGGAUAACGAUGAUUAAUGAGACAAGUGAUAAAAACCCGGAAGAGGCUAUUCCAUGUCUUGCACUCUCAAAGAAAGACGCAUUUGUUGUGUCAGCUUCAGGGGGGAAAAUCUCUGUGUUCAACAUGACGACCUUCAAGACUGAAAAGACAUACAUGCCUCCACCGCCUGCAGCAACUUUCCUUGCGCUUCUUCCUUCAGACAGUAAUAUCGUUGGCGUUGGCUUCGAGGAUUCAUCUAUCCAAAUCUACAAUCUUAAAACUAGCGAGGUGAUACACAUAUUAAAGGGUCAUGGGAACAGAAUAACAGGGCUUGCUUUCUCACUGGCUCUGGGCAUUCUAGUUUCUUCGAGUGCUGAUUCACAGGUGUGCAUUUGGAGCAUAGCUGGAUGGGAGAAGCGAAAUAGUAUGUAUAUGGAUACUCCAAGGGGAAGAUCAAGGCCGGCUGUUUCAGAUGUCCGAGUGCAGUUCAAUCAAAAUCAGAAUCAUCUGUUGGUGGUCAAUGAAGAGCAGAUAGCCAUUUACGAUGCCCAAAAACUGGAUUGGUUGAACACGUGGUUCCCACGCAAAGCGACUGGUCGAAGAAUCACAUCAGGUACAUAUUCAGCUGAUAGCCAGUCAAUCUUCGUGAGCUUUGAAGACGGUACUGUCAGUGUCCUCGCUGCGUUGAAUCUCAGACUGAGAUGUCGGAUUAAUCCAACAGCUUACAUGCCUUUGAACCCAAGCUUCGUAAGAGUACUGGUGAUCGCAGCACAUCCAUCGGAGAGUGACCAGUUUGCAGUAGGGCUCAGUAAUGGCCAUGUCUAUGUGGUUGAACCAUCGGAAUCAGAAGGAACAUGGGGAACCUCGCCUCCAGGCUCCACCUGACAACUUCAAAGUUUUGUAUAGUCUCUUUGCUUUGUAUAGACGUUUUGUCUUUUUUUGAUUUAACUCAAAAGAUGUCAAACCUGAGUUAGUUUUUUUUUUG